AUUUCUUUAAAUAAGCUCUCCAUUCCGAUGGGUGUGCUUCUUUCGUGAAAGAUUUUCCAAUAAAAAGGUACUACCCAAGGCAGUUUUUUCGUGCAACGUGGAAUGGAGGUGGGAAAUCUGGUCUUUGCUUAUAAUAAUGGAAUGAUUGAAUUGUCACUUCCUUAAAUACUAUCCUUUCAUCAAAGUGAGAUUCUUGUCUAUUUCCUAUUGAAGAAACUCAUUGCUCAUGGAUAAAGACCGUUUCGACAUCAAAAACGACAGUCAUAGCGGAUUCAGAAUUGUGUAAUCUACCCGUUGUUCUAUCUCCGAUUCAACACUAUAGCAUGCAGCCGAUAAUGGAGAGAGAUAUAUAUAACGUGUGCAGUGAGGGAUCUUUAUAUUCUAUUAUAGGCAGCCAGUCUUUACUUAACUCGGCCCAAGCAACGCUCCUUCACUCCCAUGCCUUUCUUGGUCGGACCAACCCAACCGGUGAUUUCCAUCUUCCUGAAUUGGGAGAGCAAGAACAAGUCUCUCUUUUUUGGGGGGGAGCAGAGCAGUCAAAGAAAUGAAGCAAAGCAAAUGAUUUUUAUAGAAUGGCUAUUCCUCACAAUUUCUUCUUGUGAUGCAGCGGAACCAUGGCAAUUAGGAUCUCAAGACGCAGCAACACCUAUGAUGCAAGGAAUAAUAGACCUACAUCACGAUAUCUUUUUCUUCCUCAUUCUUAUUUUGGUUUUCGUAUCAUGGAUCUUGGUUCGCGCUUUAUGGCAUUUCCACUAUCCAAAAAAUCCAAUCCCGCAAAGGAUUGUUCAUGGAACUACUAUCGAGAUUCUUUGGACCAUAUUUCCUAGUAUCAUCCCUAUGUUCAUUGCUAUACCAUCAUUUGCUCUGUUAUACUCAAUGGACGAGGUAGUAGUAGAUCCAGCCAUGACUAUCAAAGCUAUUGGACAUCAAUGGUAUUGGACUUAUGAGUAUUCGGACUAUAACAGUUCCGAUGAACAGUCACUCACUUUUGACAGUUAUACGAUUCCAGAAGAUGAUCCAGAAUUGGGUCAAUCACGUUUAUUAGAAGUGGACAAUAGAGUGGUUGUACCAGCCAAAACUCAUCUACGUAUUAUUAUUACAUCUGCUGAUGUACCUCAUAGUUGGGCUGUACCUUCCUCAGGUGUCAAAUGUGAUGCUGUACCUGGUCGUUUAAAUCAGACCGUCAUUUCGGUACAACGAGAAGGAGUUUACUAUGGUCAGUGCAGUGAGAUUCGUGGAACUAAUCAUGCCUUUACGCGUGCGCCCGGAAACAUAGGCCGACUGCUGGGCCCACUCUGGCUCAGCCGCACCACCCCAGGUGCGAGCCACCCGAUAAGCAAGCUAUUACAGCGAGCGGCUGGAGCAUUAGGGAGCCGAGGAGCAAGGCAGUAGAUAAGAUAGAAGAAGGGGCCAGGCUCCCGGUGGAGCAGAGGAGACGGUUAGGAUAACGAACUUGAAACGCGGAGCCCGAGCGGCCGGCGAGCGAGUGGUUAGUGGCCAAUAGCGCCCUAGUGGAUGGCAUUCCUCUCUGCGGCUGGCACUCGAGGAACCACGGGGCACUCUAUACAGAGCAAGCAAGUCUGAGGGAUGAGACGCCCGCGCAAGGACCUCCAUUCUCAUUAGGAGGUCGAACCAAGGACCUAUGGAAGUCGGGGCUACCCCGUCCCCAUGGGCAAGGCAACAGUGUCCUGAGGGGGGAGUUUAGAGGCCUUAUAGUAGCACGGACUUACUUCUUUUUCGUUCUAGGUCAUGCGAAGGGGGCCAGUCCAAGAUCGUACUAUAUCCUCUACAAAGACAACAGACGCUCUCAACGGCUAGGCGCCACUCUCUUUCUUACUUAUUCCAACUUUUUCAUUCUUUCGUGUCGUGCCGCGGUGAACAAACAAAACAAAAAAGAAGAGGGGCGUCUCCGCGGAAGGAGAAGGACCUGCAACGGCAGAGACUACUGACUCUCUUCUUGUUCCUAGCCGUCUGUUAUGAGUCCGGGAAGCCUGGAAUCCUCAAUAUGAGGGAUCCCUCAAAAUAGAGAAGGGCGGGCAGGAUCGAAGAGCUUUUAUAACACUCAACUGCUCAGGAAAGGAGCAGAGAAUUCGAGCCCCAUCUUACUAAUAAUAAUGAAGGGCU
Cornus florida is the source of this 2124-nucleotide messenger RNA. RefSeq names its product cytochrome c oxidase subunit 2-like. The transcript has a single exon. Lineage: Eukaryota; Viridiplantae; Streptophyta; Magnoliopsida; Cornales; Cornaceae. Bases 439 to 1392 code for a protein of 317 amino acids. Gene Ontology annotation, cellular component: membrane. Gene Ontology annotation, molecular function: copper ion binding; cytochrome-c oxidase activity. The record is from RefSeq and is a predicted model, not a curated record. Gene Ontology annotation, biological process: ATP synthesis coupled electron transport.